ACACAGAUUUCUGAAACUUGCCAUUGUUUGUAGUCUUCUUGCCUUUCCUUUCCUUCUCCCUCCUCAGGCCCAGCAAUAAUUUGAGGGGCGGUUUUUGCUAUAUAACCUUCACCCUUUUUUCUCCAUCAACCCAUCUUCUUUUUCACACCCAUCUCUCACUCUCCCACUGAAAGAAAAACUACAGAACCAAUCAUGGAGAAUUCUGGAGCUUCAAGGAGGCCUUGUUUCAUUGAAGAAGACGAUGGGUUGGCUUCCCUUGCCGAUAUGGAAGCUGGGUUUUCCGGUAAUAGUCAGAGCGCUUCCUUUUCUAGACCUCUUCGUUACAGACGGAGCAACAGCCUGAGGAAUCUCGCUGCUCCCGUUUCUUCUCCGAGAUCUGUCAGCGUCAGGUUCUACGACUCUGGAUGUGAGGAUAAUCCGCCUUAUUUCUUAGAUUCAUGUUUCCUUUGCAACAAGCCUCUGGCAGUUAACAAAGACAUCUUCAUGUACAGAGGGGAUACACCAUUCUGCAGUGAAGAGUGCAGGCAACGGCAAAUUGAGAUAGAUGAAGGGGAAGAGAAGAAUCUUCCUUCCUCCUCCAUGAAAGCUUUGAGAAACAAGGACCAAAGAAAAUCUGCUUCCCCCAACAAAGCACAAGAGUACUCUCUCAGAACUGGCACCGUAGCAGCUGGUUGAUUUAGAAUUACCCCUCAAAAGAAAAAAUAAAAUAAAAUCUACUAGAUUACCAGACAAAAACAGAAAAAAGGAAGAACGCCGUCUUGAGUUUUUUUUUUUUUUUUUCCUCCUCUUAAAUGAACUGAAAAAAAAAAAAAGAAAAAAGAGAGAGGAAGCUUAAAGCUUUGAAUUGUGAAUGCUAAAAUAUGAGAGAAUGUGAGUUAGCUUUGUUCUACUCUAUCAUGUUAUUGCUCUAUUUUUGGGCUUUUUUAUGGUGCUCUGUAGAGUUUAGUUUGUUAAUGUUAAUGUAUAACUGAAGAAGAUAAACAGAAAAAAGGAAGAACUUUUUUUUUUCCCUCUUCUUGAUCUGUAUUCUGUACUAUACAGUCUUAAUGGUGAUUUUGC
This is a messenger RNA of Rubroshorea leprosula, 1059 nucleotides long. The record is from the annotation of a GenBank genome assembly. NCBI's taxonomy places the organism in Eukaryota, Viridiplantae, Streptophyta, Magnoliopsida, Malvales, Dipterocarpaceae.